Messenger RNA from Amphiprion ocellaris (clown anemonefish), 4844 nucleotides. It is a transcript of the gene ccar1, whose product is annotated as cell division cycle and apoptosis regulator 1. Lineage: Eukaryota; Metazoa; Chordata; Actinopteri; Pomacentridae. The record is from RefSeq and is a predicted model, not a curated record. The coding region runs from base 144 to 3902 and encodes 1252 amino acids. Gene Ontology annotation, cellular component: nucleus. The transcript is spliced from 26 exons. Gene Ontology annotation, biological process: regulation of DNA-templated transcription.
AUGCGCAGUUGAUGUCUGUAUUCGGCCGGUGCAGAGGAACGGUGGUAAGCUGUGUUGACAAUGUUUUAAUCUAAACCUUUCUCCGUCAGAAAUGUGACAGCAUUGGCCUGGUGAUCAGAGACUGCUCUUAACCUGAAUGAGUCAUGGCCCAAUUCGGGGGACAAAAGAAUCCACCGUGGGCGACUCAAUUUGCUGCCACAGCGGUGUCCCAACCAGGCCACUCAGGACAGUCUCUUGACCUCAACAGCCUGCACUCUCUUGGAGUGCAGCAGCCGUCUCUUCUGGGAGCAUCUCCCUCUGUUUACUCCCAACAGUCAGCCUUGGCGGCAGCCUCUCUUAGCAGCCAAUCUGCUGCAAACUAUCAGCUGUCUCAGCAAACUGCUGCUCUGCAGCAGCAAGCUGCAGCAGCUGCUGCUGCUGCAGCACUACAGCAGUCCCAGAUCAAUACUGCACUCCAGCAGUAUCAACAGCAGCAACAGCAGCAACAACAACAGCAACAACAGCAGCAACAGCAACAACCACCCCAGCAACCCCCUCAACAGCAACUGUACAAUGUACCUCAUCAGCUUCCACAGCCUCAACAGGCACUGCUUUCUCAGCCCCCUGUCGCCUUGCCCACCAGCCUGAGUCUGUCCAACCCUCAGCAAACAGCGCAGAUUACUGUGUCCUACCCAACACCACGUUCAAGCCACCAACAACAGACGCAGCCACAGAAGCAGAGAGUCUUCACUGGCGUCGUCAACAAGCUGCAUGACACUUUUGGCUUUGUAGAUGAAGAUGUCUUCUUUCAGUUAAGUGCUGUGAAAGGGAAGACUCCCCAGGUGGGUGACAGAGUCCUAGUGGAAGCUGUGUACAACCCGAAUAUGCCCUUCAAGUGGAACGCCCAGCGCAUCCAGACCUUACCUCAGCUAGCAAAUCAAUCGCAUCAGCAGCAGCCUCAGCCUUUACCUCAAGCUUCCCCACAGCUUGGCAGCCUUUACAAUGAGCCAGGGAUGCAGCUGCGCUACUCAGACAUGCACUCCACUCCGGACAACAGACAAAAUAACCAGCCUCAACCUCCCAACAUGAUGAAGGCAGGUCCCACCAUGCUGCAGUCGCUACCUCCCCCAACCACUUUCAGUGUGCCGUCCCAGGCUCCACCUCCUUCCCUCCUGCAGGCCCAGCUAUCUGCUGCCUCUCUGGCUCCUCUCCUCCAAAACCCUCCUCAGCCUCUGCUCCCACAGCCUCCACCCAAAGAUGUGUUUCCUGGUGGUCUGCUUCAGCCCCCCGUAAGAAUGAUGCCACAGCCACAGCCUGUCCGGCGAAUUGAGCCUCCACCUCGUUUCCCCACUCGCAAUGAUCGAGGCCCAGAGCUCAUCCUCAGGUCUAAAGAAGAACGCAGCAGAGACAGGGACCGUGAGCGCAGGCGAUCAAGAGAACGCUCGCCCACACGCAAACGCUCCAGAGACCGCUCACCAAGACGAGAUCGUUCUCCAAGACGACCUCGCAGGGUGGUUCCUCGCUACACCGUCCAGUUUUCUAAGUUCAGCUUAGACGGCUCCAGCUGUGACAUGAUGGAGCUGAGAAGGCGGUAUCAGAGCCUCUACAUUCCUAGUGACUUCUUUGAUGCUGUCUUCACCUGGGUGGAUGCCUUUCCUCUUACACGUCCCUUUCAGCUUAAUAACGCCUGUAACUUUCACAUCUUGCACAAAGAAGUGGAUCCUCUAGUCAAGAACACGGCUGUUCUGGACCCUCCUGAUGCCAACCACACCUACAGUGCUAAGGUGAUGCUGCUGGCUAACCCCAGCAUAGAGGAGCUCUAUCACAAGUCCUGUGCUCUGGCAGAGGACUCCCAAGAAGUCAGAGACUCCUUCCAACAUCCUGCUAGACUCAUUAAGUUUUUGGUGGGCAUGAGAGGUAAAGAUGAGGCCAUGGCCAUUGGUGGUCACUGGUCUCCCUCUCUGGAUGGAGCUGACCCAGAGAAGGAUCCCUCAGUCCUUAUUAAGACAGCCAUACGCUGUUGCAAGGCACUCACAGGCAUAGACCUUAGUCUGUGCACUCAGUGGUAUCGUUUUGCAGAGAUUCGCUAUCAUCGGCCGGAGGAGACACACAAGGGGCGGACAGUCCCUGCUCAUGUGGAGACAGUGGUUUUGUUUCUUCCGGAUGUUUGGCAUUGUCUUCCUACCCGCUCAGAGUGGGAGGUGCUGUCACGGCGACUCCGGGAGCAGCUGGCUGAGAAGCUGUCGGCCGAGCGAAAGGAGGCGGAUGGAGAACAGGAGGAAGAGGAGAAGGAUGACGAUGAAUCAAAGGACGUCAGUACUCCCACUCACUGGGCUAAACUUGACCCGAAAUCAAUGAAGGUAAAUGACCUGCGCAAGGAGCUUGAUUGUCGCUCUCUCAGCUCAAAGGGGUUAAAAUCACAGCUAAUAGCACGUCUCACCAAGCAGCUGAAAGUGGAGGAGCAGGUGGAGGAGUCCAAGGAGCCUGAGAAACCAGAGUGCAAAAUUGCAGAGGAAGAGGAACCAUCUCGCCCUGAAGAUGACAGAGAGGAGGAGGAACGGAAGAGGCAGGAGGAGCUUGAGCGUCAGCGGAGAGAAAGACGCUACAUCCUCCCUGAUGAGCCCACCAUCAUCGUACAUCCCAACUGGGCAGCCAAGAACGGCAAAUUUGACUGCAGUGUCAUGUCCCUGAGUGUGCUGUUGGACUACAGACUGGAAGACAACAAGGAGCACUCUUUUGAGGUUUCUCUGUUUGCUGAGCUCUUCAACGAGAUGCUACAGAGAGAUUUUGGCUACCGCAUAUAUAAAGCCCUCGCUGCUCUUCCUACCAAGGAGGAGAAGAAAGAGAAGAAAGCCAAAAAAGAGGCAGAAAAGAAGGAGGCUGAAAAGCGGGAAAUUAAGAAGGAAAAAGAAGACGAGAAUGAAGAGCCAGCAGUAAAGAAGACCAAAGAGGAUGAUGAGGAGAAGAGGAAGUUCGAUGAAAAAGUUGUGAAAAAGGAAGAGUCACGAGAUGAGGAGGAGAAUGAAGAUGAUAGCAGCAUGACCAAUAAUGAAGAAUAUGAUCCCAUGGAGGCUGAAGAUGCAGAUGAUGACGAGGAUGAUGACAAAGAUGAUGAAGACUCCAACGAUAGAGACAGGAAAGACCACAAGGAUGACCGCAAGUCAUCAAAGGAGAGAUCUUCUAAAGACAAAGAGAAGAAGCAGAUGGUCACGCACAACAAGGAGCUGCUGAUGGCAUUUGUCUACUUUGACCAGAGCCACUGUGGCUAUUUGCUGGAGAGAGAUCUGGAGGAGAUCUUGUACACAUUAGGGCUGCAUCUUUCUCGUGCUCAGAUAAAGAAGCUUUUGAACAAACCGGUUGUCAGAGAGUCUUGUUACUACCGAAAACUGACAGAUAGGGGAAAGGAUGAGCCUCUUCCUUCCUUUAAUGAAGCCCUGAUAGAAAACCUCAUAGGCAAUCGAGGAUUACUUCCUGCUCCGAAAGCUCGGGCUCAGGCAGAGGCCAGUGAGUCUGGUAAUCUGAUCGUGUAUAACGGAGCUAUGGUCGACAUCGGCAGCAUGAUGCAGAAACUGGAGAAGAGUGAGAAAGCGAGAGAGGAGAUAGAACAGAAGCUCAUGCUGCAAGAUGCCAAAAUGGAUGAAGAUGCAAAAGUUAAAGCUCAGCUGGAACAAGCCAAUAAAGCUUUGUCCAGAGAGCUGGAGGAGGUGAAAAGUACUCUGAGCCAAACUGAGCAGACUCUGAAGGCCGCAGACGAGCAGAAGACCAUCUAUCACGAGCAGAUGAGCAGGUCGGCCAGCUCGUUGAUGUCGACCGUCAAAGGGCUGCUGGCAGUGCUGAAGAAGGAUCAAGAAGUAGACGAGUCUGGGGAUGAUGUCACAGGUGAUCACAUUCAGACAUCUCAGACAAACGGCGCUGAUGAAUGACACCUUUCAAAUCAAUGAAGCUAAUCUGUAAUACUGAUAAUCUUAAACUGUAAAUACUUACUAAACUGGUGUAAUUGACAUGUUUUAUUUGAACCUGUUGUCUCCCAACUACAUGUAUAAUUUAAUUCGUGAAUUGGUUCCCUUGUGUUCAUUUGACCUCCUUGUUGUUUUUGAGGAGUGACUUUUCUUACUUAAUUUUAACAGUGACAAAGCUUUGAAGUGCUUAUUUUCAAAGUAAAUUAAGUUCAGUUGCUAACAUUUUUUUUUGCCAUCGCUUUAGCUUUGUUAUGGCCAAUAAUGUGCCACAUUGUAGAUUUUAAUGCCAGUAUGUUUGAGGUAUACUUGAGUUGAUUUUGUUUUUCUAAUGAGCAAUAAUGAUGCUAUUUAUGUGUGAGAGAAGUCAUAAACUAUAUUUAAAAGGAACUAAUUUUGGAUGGAAAAAGAUGGGAGGAUUUUCAUAUGGUUCAGGCAGAAUGUCUUCAUAAAUCGUCAACACAACGUUCAGUUUGUAUUUCUUCUAUUCGGCUGGUUUGACAGGUUUCUGAGGUUUUGUUUUUGUCUUUUUCGAACACAUGGCUAUGCAUGGUUCCUGCCUCUCUCUGACCUUUUUUUUCUGUCUGCACCUCCUGACUGUAUCCACCAACGGCUGCGCUGCCAGUUACAGUGUUUCAUGUUUUACUGUGACCAGCGUUUGUCUUGUUUUCCAAAAAGGAAAAUACACACGAACCAAAAGUUAAGCUCAAUGAAUGUGUGUUCUGCUGAAGGAAUGAACAUUUUGAGAUCCAUCUCUGAACUGUGUGAGUUGGUUUGGGUUGUUCUAAAGAAAAAAAAAGAGGCACAAUUACCUGAAAGUGUGCUCCAAAGCAGGCAAUUUUAUUUUUCUAUUGAAAAUGUACUCUAUUGAUGUGUUGUGCAAGAUUAAAGUGGUCCAUUUUAACACAA